This is a messenger RNA of Thermothelomyces thermophilus ATCC 42464, 401 nucleotides long. RefSeq lists its product as uncharacterized. The transcript has a single exon. The record is from RefSeq and is a predicted model, not a curated record. Bases 66 to 263 code for a protein of 65 amino acids. Lineage: Eukaryota; Fungi; Ascomycota; Sordariomycetes; Sordariales; Chaetomiaceae.
GUGCGACGUCGGGGUGACCUCGACGCAGCCGCAACGGAAGGUCAAGGUGACGCUCCAGCAGUAAUAUGGGCGUGUCAUCUCCUCCUCUCGUCCUCUUGUCCUUUGUUUACUGUUUCCUGUUUUUGCUGUGCGCUGUGUGGCUUUCUAACUUAGGAUGGACCGAGGAGAAGAAGUUGGAUUACGGGUGCGUGCGCGGUUGGGGUACCCCCUUGGACGGCUUUAAGUUCCCGAACAGCUGUGGUUGUGUGGCUGGCGGGGUCUAAUCGUUGCUGAUGCUGAGGAGAACUGAAAAGAAUAGAGAAGUCUAAGAGAGAAUCCGUAGAUUCUCCUUUGCGUCUCUCAAAAAGAGACAAUACUCCCAGGGAAGAAAUGAUGAGCAAUAUUUCACCAGGACGAUAUUC